GCUGAGCCUAGGAGGAGACAGACUCCGAAGGGUGCAAGGAAGUGUCUUAGUUGAGACUGGGGCAGGGCAGGAGAGGGUGGAGGGAAGUCUGCAGGAGAAAGGCGUCCUCCAGGGUCUUGAGAAUUCAGAGGCAGCUCUUCUUGCAUGCUAGGAAUAGCUCUGGGCACCUCCAGCCCUUCUGAGGCUCAAGCCAGCAGCUUGAGGUGCUUGUUGAGUUGGUGACAGAGCCACGGAGCUGGUACCCCUGGGACCUCCUGCCCUUCUUCUCUCCACUCCCCAGCAUGGAGGAAGAUUUUGACAACUACUAUGGGGCAGACAACCAGUCGGACUGUGAUUACACAGACUGGACGUCUUCAGGAGCCCUCAUCCCUGUAAUCUACAUGUUGGUCUUCCUCCUGGGCACCACAGGCAAUGGCCUGGUGCUCUGGACUGUGUUUCGGAGCAGCCGGGAGAAGAGGCGCUCGGCUGACAUCUUCAUCGCUAGCCUGGCGGUGGCCGACCUGACCUUCGUGGUGACCCUGCCACUGUGGGCCACUUACACAUACCGGGACUAUGACUGGCCUUUUGGGACUUUCUCCUGCAAGCUCAGCAGCUACCUCAUCUUUGUCAACAUGUACGCCAGUGUCUUCUGUCUCACCGGCCUCAGCUUCGACCGCUACCUAGCCAUCGUGAGGCCAGUGGCCAAUGCCCGACUGCGACUGCGGGUCAGUGGGACUGUGGCCACGGCAGUCCUGUGGGUGUUGGCUGCCCUGCUGGCCAUGCCCGUCAUGGUGUUUCGUUCCACUGGGACCUGGAGGGACCUGGAGAAUAGCACCAAAGUGCAGUGCUACAUGGACUACUCCAUGGUGGCCACCUCGACCUCAGAGUGGGCCUGGGAGGUGGGUCUGGGAGUUUCUUCCACUGCUGUGGGCUUUGUGGUGCCCUUCACCAUCAUGCUGACCUGUUACUUCUUCAUUGCCCAAACCAUUGCUGGCCACUUCCGCAAGGAGCGCAUCGAGGGCCUGCGGAAGCGGCGCCGGCUGCUCAGCAUCAUCGUGGUGCUGGUGGUGACCUUUGCCCUGUGCUGGAUGCCCUACCACCUGGUGAAGACGCUCUACAUGUUGGGCAACCUGCUGCACUGGCCCUGUGAAUUCGACAUCUUCCUCAUGAACAUCUUCCCGUACUGCACCUGCAUCAGCUACGUCAACAGCUGCCUCAACCCCUUCCUCUACGCCUUCUUUGAUCCCCGCUUCCGCCAGGCCUGCACCUCCAUGCUCUGCUGCAAACAGAGCCAGUGUGGGGGCCCCUCCCACAGCAGCAGCGGAGAGAAGUCGGCCAGCUACUCUUCGGGGCACAGCCAGGGGCCCAGCCCCAACAUGGGGAAGGGUGGAGAGCAGACGCAUGAGAAAUCCAUCCCUUAUAGCCAAGAGACCCUCGUGGUUGACUAGAGAAUUGGGUGCCCCGGGCCCUGCCCCUGCCUUUGCCUUUGCUCUGACGACCAGGUAGUGGCUAUACCUUCUCCCUUGGACCU
Tupaia belangeri chinensis (Chinese tree shrew) is the source of this 1510-nucleotide messenger RNA. It is a transcript of the gene APLNR, whose product is annotated as apelin receptor. Bases 282 to 1427 code for a protein of 381 amino acids. Lineage: Eukaryota; Metazoa; Chordata; Mammalia; Scandentia; Tupaiidae. The record is from RefSeq and is a predicted model, not a curated record. Gene Ontology annotation, cellular component: membrane; external side of plasma membrane. Gene Ontology annotation, biological process: calcium-mediated signaling; G protein-coupled receptor signaling pathway; positive regulation of cytosolic calcium ion concentration. Gene Ontology annotation, molecular function: C-C chemokine receptor activity; C-C chemokine binding. The transcript has a single exon.